AUGGUUCUACUCGUCGUCCACUUUCUCCAGUGUGCCGUCUUUCCACCCAUUUUACCUAAUUUACAAGAAAUUUUUCCAAGAAAAUAUGCGCGUAACUGCGAUGGUGACAUCAGGUACCCUGUCGUCCUCGAUUUCGACGACAAAAGUUUUCCUGAUAAUUAUCCGGUGAUGGAGAAGUGUGAAAUGUCGCUAGCUGAAUUAUUCAUACGAUUUCUCGACUACUAUAGUAGAUUUGAUUUCGGGCACUACUACAUUUGCAUGCGUGAUGCGGCUGUCAGGCGAAGGGAUGGUAGAGAUGGAUCACCAAGGGUCAACGAAGCUGUAAUUGUCUUCAUCCGUGAUCCUAUCGAUGACCACAAUCCAGGUAGAACAGUUCGAGAUGUGGAGUAUCUGCAGAACAGAAUGAGGAGAACUCUUCGAUUGUUCCAAACUUCGAAAAAAUUCCCAAAUUUGAGGCAGAUUCCUUGA
Molecule: messenger RNA, 468 nt
Organism: Ostertagia ostertagi
Lineage: Eukaryota; Metazoa; Nematoda; Chromadorea; Rhabditida; Trichostrongylidae
Source: the annotation of a GenBank genome assembly